AGCACAUAAGAGACUCUUCAGGCGAGCGCGUGAAACAAUGAAUGGUUUCGCUUCGGUCCGGGUUCAAGUUUAGUCAAAUCAUUUGAGCUUCUUUUUUUACUUUAAUUUCUUAUUUAUUUGUUUUUGUUUGUUUGUUUUUUUUUAACUGUUGACCUUUGCCUGCUGGGCUUUUUAUCCGCUGUGUUUUUGCGGUGUUCGCUCAUCAUGAGGAGACUCACAGCAGCAGUCCUCCUGCUGUCGCUUCUAAAAGUGUCGCUGUGUAUUCAGGUGAUUGUUCCUCAGCAGGAGCGCAGCACAGCUCUGUUCGCCUCAGUGAUCCUCCGCUGCGACUUCUCCACCUCUGCAAACCUCCAAGAUGUUCUCGUCACCUGGAGGUUCAAGUCCUUCUGCAAGGACCCGGUCCUGGAGUACUACUCCACUGCAUACCAGUCUGCACUGCAGUUAGGACAGGAUCCAUCAAACGACUGUCCAGACCGUCAGCGGACAGUUCGAACUGUAGUCCAGAAGAGAGGAAGCAGCGAGCCGAUACUGGGAGCAGAAUACCGGGAACGCAGGAUUUCCAUCCAAAACAAGGCAGACCUGGUGAUCAAUGAGGUGAUGUGGUGGGACAACGGAGUCUACUUUUGUGCUGUUGAAGCUCCUGGAGACACGACCGGAGACAAUGACAAAGAAGUCAAACUCAUUGUCUACCAUUGGCUAACAGUGUUGUUCAUCAUCAUCGGCGCCCUCCUUCUCAUCAUGCUCUUCUGUAUCUGCUGCUGCCAGUGCUGCCCUCAGAGAUGCUGCUGCUACGUUCGCUGUCCCUGCUGCCCACAGCAGUGCUGCUGUCCUGAAAAAGCGGUGAUGCAGCAUCGUAUGAUGAAGGAGGCUCAGAGGGCCAUGGCUCCCUGGAUGGGAGGACAGCCGCUGUAUGCACCAAUGACCCACGCUUCCUCCCAGAUGAACCCACUGCUCUAUGCAGGAUCAGUUUCAGGGAAGAGCGUCCCUUUGAAGCCAAUGCCCCUCCCUCCUCCUCAGUCUUCAGCUUACAGCAUGCCCCCUCCCAGUGUCCACGGUAACCACACCCCCGCCAACACCAAUCACAUGCUUGAUUACCUGGAGAACCAGGUGAGAGGGAUGGACGUGAACAGUCCUCUGCUACAGUCCCAGCCACCUCCACCCCCUCACAUGCAGCAGAUGCCACCUCCUGUCCAGCACAUUCCCGUCAACGUCCCGUUCUCCCCCGGCCCUCCCAGCAUGAUCUCUGCCCUCGACGACGGCCCGAUGGAGCGUCGUGUCAUCACACUUCCACCAAUAAGGGAACAGCAGCCGGGCAGAAUUCCACCUCCGGCACCCAAGACUCGCCCGCCGAGCUCCAGCGAGAGCAGCCGCAGUGGCUUUGGCCGCCAUGAUGAGAGAGGAGGCUCAUCGGGGAGGCGUUACCCCUCACCUCCCAGAUCCAGAGGGCUCCCCCGGAGCUACAGCGAGGAGUCGCUGGACGGGAGGGGUCGCAGCAGGGCACGAGGAAGUGCAGACCGCCCUCGUUCCCGCUCCAGGGAUGACUUGUUCGACAGCAGGUCCAGAGGAAACCAGUCGAGAAGAGGAUCCUGGAGCUCGGAUGAUGAGGGCAGCAGCAGGAGAGGAGGAGGAGGAGGGAGGAGAGGAGGUGGAGGCUGGGUUGACAAACCUCCCAGCUACUCAGAGUACGAGCCUGGACAGAAACCAGGAACACGGAGGAAUGAACGCUACUCUGACCGGAGUUCUCGCGGUGGCACCAGCGUCGUCAUCUGAACCCUCCACCUGCACUGUGACCUCUGUUUCAGAGAACAUGCACAACUUACUAGCCUUGUUGUCUGGCUACUGGUAAACCUAUAAGGGCUGCCAUUUUUAAAUAUUAACAUGAAUAAUGCACCAGCUUUUUUACUACGUUUUCACAAGUGAAAAGCUCACAGAAGGAUUCACAAAAUGUGAGAUUAAGAGAUUCAGAAAUUUGGAAUAAUUAUACCUCUCAAAGUUUGCAGUUGGUAAAGCAAAAAACACAUAUAAAAGAGACUAUAGUUUUUUUUGUUUUUUUUUGAAGGUGUUGUUUUAAGAAAACCACAAGUCUUUACUAUGAGCACUGAGCAAACUGUAGUUCAGAACUCUGCAUAAUACUAACACUGACAAACCACUAGAGGGAAGUGUUAUCCUAAAAGUCUCCAGUUACAUUACUUUUAUGUGGUUUUAGGCGGGAUGUUUGUCCUUGUGAAGCUCUAUUUAUUUGGUAGCAGCAGUUAAGUCUUGUGAUGUUGAUAACGUGAUAAAGCCAUCAAACAAUAACCAUGAAGAAUUAACUCUCAGGACCAGUAAAUAACUUACAGUUGUUGUUACAUUAAAUCAUUAUAUAUGAAAAGACCCACGUGAAUGCUGCAAUUAGAUUUUAGCUUUUUAUCACUUUUGUAGAUAUGUUGCUAUUUUUCACAUCUCCUGUACAUCUUGAAGUGAUUAUGCUGGAUUAGGUUUUUAUAAUGUUUUGAAGGAAAGUGUGUACUGUGAUCCACUGUUUAGAAAAAGCUAUAAACCUUGAAGAUGAAUUAUGCAUUUGCACAUAGUGUUUAUCAAUAGCUGUAAAUACUAUGUGUAAAUGAGUCAUUUACAUGGUGUUGAUGUAGGAAAUAAAAUGAUAUAAAGAAUGUUACAGGCAAAAAUGUAGUUUAUAUAUAUAUCUCUCUCUCUCUCUCUCUCUAUAU
Molecule: messenger RNA, 2708 nt
Organism: Stegastes partitus (bicolor damselfish)
Lineage: Eukaryota; Metazoa; Chordata; Actinopteri; Pomacentridae
Product: immunoglobulin-like domain-containing receptor 1
Exons: 9
Coding region: 205-1770 (521 amino acids)
Cellular component (GO): plasma membrane
Molecular function (GO): high-density lipoprotein particle receptor activity
Source: RefSeq, a predicted model, not a curated record